CGCGUCGGCAUGCCGCGGUUGCUAGUGAACUGCGAACGCGCAGGAGCGGAACUCAAGUUUGAGCCAGGGUACUCGAAAUAACGAAAUAAAAGUCCCGGUCCUAAAUAAGCCGAGCGCGCAAGCUUUUUAUGCGGGAUUUGCUUUUCUCAUGGCUCCUGAAGCUACGCCCUCGCCAAUCAGGGGGCACCCGGGCGAGCCUGCCGCGCAUCUUUUCCGACCGCUUUGCAACGAAAAUAGCCUACAAGGCUGCCCGGCUGUUCGGGGGUGGGCUCCCGCCGUCGGGUUUGUUCGCGUGUUCGUUUCUCGCCGGUGCAGGCUGUUGGCCAGGAUGCCUGCAGCUUGUGCACAGGCACGCGAGUGGUGGCACAAUGCCGCAGACCGGUCCCCGCUCUCAGGGGCUUAUCCUUAUUGGCAGGCCUGUUUUUCUGGGCAUCUGCAAACAUGCGGCGCCGAGUCCCUCGGGGGAGGUUGUGCUUGCGCCGCCUUCCGUGUUCAUCUUCCUUGCCGGGGGGUAGCUUUCUCAGCCACGCGCGUGCCAGUAUUGGCGGGCGUCUUUUCCUCGCCGAAUGAAAGCGCUGGGAUGGGGUUGGCAGCUUCUACUUCUAGCUGGCUCCUGCGCUCUGUUGUUGUUUCGCCUUUCUCCUUAUCUUUGCCCCAGGCUUUCGGGGGUGGGAGGGUGGGGGAUCCCCUUGCUUACACGCGCCACCCGCUGCAACUGCAUAAGCCACCGGCCAAGUAAGGCGCUGGCUUGUGGUGUUAUCUACCUCUAGGGGACUGGCCUCGGGGGUUUGUCUUUGUGGCUGCUUGACGUUUCGAGGGAGUGUCGCCCAAUCCACUGCUACGGCCCGCCCACGAUGUGCACUGCCUUUGCUUGUCUUCGUGGUCCGCUUCCUUGGGGGUUUUCUCCGAUGAUGAAGGGGAGCGGCCCAUCCACCGCUCGCAGAUACCCGCGGCGCGGUGGCUCUCUUCUUUGUUGUUUCUUUGUGUUUGCUUUUGCUGGUCAGCUCUGCUCCUAGGCUGGCUGUGAGUGUGGUCUCCCUGAGUCAUGGGAGCAUGGGCGGCCACGCGCUUCACCUUGGUCACGUGUUGUGUUUAUUGUCUUCAGGCUCGGGGGAGCAGCGCGGCUUCGCCUUCGUGUGUGUCGUCGGGGGACAGGGUGCUUCGCUUAGUGCCUGGGCGUGUUUCGAUCGUUUGUCUCCUUCGCGCAUUGCUUCGGGGGGCUGCCAGCGUGGUGCUGCUUGGUCUUCUUUUAUCUUCGUUCUUGGUGGUGGCGUGGGCGAGGUGGGUCGUUGUGCCAGUGCCAGCGCUUCGCCCUUAUUGGUACCAAGGGAGCUGCCAGCUUGUUGGGCUGUGGCCUGGUGUGCUGCGUGUGUGCUCUUUUGAGAGGCUGACGCUCGGGCAGGGUGGCUUGUGUAUAAUUGUUUGGCUUUGGGCGGAUGUUUUUGCGGCGUGCCAACAGCUUGGGGCAGCUGUUUUUCGGGGGUUGGGGGGUGGUUUUUCGGCUUGGGGUGUUGUUCGGCGGGUGGUAAGCCACGUUACUGCUAAAGUUAGCUGGGCUGGCUUGGCUGUUGUCGCAGUCCCAUCGCCUGAGCAUCAGGGGAGAUGGAUGCCCCGCGGGGUGUCUGCUUCGGGGACUUUCCCCGGGGGGUGUAGGGGGUGUCGCUUAUAGAAGUGCUCGGAGGCAUGUCUGGUGGGCUUUUUCGGGGGCGUGUGGGUUACGCUGCAGGGGCGCAGGACCAUCUAGUUGGUGCUCGCCGCGCCUUGUGAUGGUUCUCUUUUCCAAGGGUUGCGGCUGUUCGUUCUUGGGGAUUUCAGAAGCCGGGUCGGGCCCGUCUGGCUUAAUCCCGUUGGACGCGCGUCCAACGGGAUUAAGAACGGCCGUUUCUUAAUCCCGCGCACUUUUUAAGGGCAGGAUUAUGAUCUGGCGUUUCUUAAUCCUGUUGGACGCGCGUCCAACGGGAUUAAGCCGGACGGGCCCGACCCGGCUUUUGAAAUCCCGAACAGAGGGCGCCCUCGCACGUCUGGGGCCUUCGCAGGUUGUGGGGGUAUUCGGUCUACUCUGUGCGUUUCUGCGGGGGUUUUCGUUUUUCCAAGUGUGGUCAAUUAUCGAGGCCGGGGGGGCAUUGCUCAUCCUGUUCUUCUGCAUUGCCUCGCCCGCGCCCUGGUCGUCGUUCGUGGCUUGUGCCUUGUCAGAGGUGGGGGAGAUAAGUGGAGAAGCAAGCGGGGGCGGCCGCUUGGCGUCGCCAGUGAAGGGUGUCGUGUGCGUAUACUAGCAGGGGGGGUGGUGGGUGGCAUUCGCUUGCUUUGGUUUGUCUUGCUCUUGGUGUGGUCAGUCGUGUGUCGUAAGCGUGCUCGCUGGGGUCUUAGGGUUUGUCGCAGGCGUUCGUUUGGUAGACUUUUUCUUUGGAUCGCAUGGCAAACCGCCCAGGGAUUGUCUGUCUGUGGUUGGUUGUUGGUGACCAGAAGCCGAUCAGGUGCCCCCACGCGAAGGCUGGCCAAGCCAGGUGGGCUAACUGGGAAGCGGGGCCUCUUCGUGGAAACAAAUGCAAAGCCUCAAACGCCGGGCAAAGGCGUGCCCAACCACCACGCAUGACGCCACUCGGCGGCGCUUGUUCUUGGAUGGGGUGGCGACUCGCGUGGGCGUGGUUCUUUCUUCAGGGCUGUCGUGGAUCUCUUAGAUGUGAACGAAGACAGCUGCCGUUGUUUCUUUGUGUGUAUGUCUUACUUUGCUUGUUGGUUGCCUGCGGUCUCGCGCCUGGGCGUGUAUCUGGCUGCCGCCUGCCAUUUCUUUUGGAUGGAUGCUCUGCUCGUGUGUCUUUGUGGUUGUGUGUGAGUGCUGUCUGUGUCCACGGGCGGCCGCAGCGUGGUGCGUAUGCUCGGUGCCCCGUUUGUGAUGGGCGUGCCAGCCCAAGUGACAGAUCGAGGGAGGCACACGCCGGACUGCAGUGUCUGUCUCGCAAUAUGGGCCUGCUGGUGCAGGCUCGGGCCCGUUGCGUAGGCGUCAGCCGGUGCCCGUGGGCAAAGAGCUCCGGGCCACCGGCACGGCGCCGUGGCCAGGUACGUGAACUGAAGCGAGGGGGGCGGCGUCGUCUCUUACAAGGCUCAAAACAGGCGUCCGGCGUUGGCUUAUGACUGCGCGCGCGACUGCGACGCGUGUUUGGGUUUCAGAUUGUUAGCUGGUCGCCUGGGCUGCGUGGUGUCUUAUUCAUUGUGUUCCCCAAGCCCUCACCCUCCGCCCCUCGCCUCGUGUGCUGCGGUGUUUCUUUGUUUUGGCUUGGCGCUCCGGUUCUUUUCUGGCGGGCUGCCUCUCGGUGCGCUUUUGAGGGGGGUGGGAAGUGGUGCGCCUGACUCAGGCAGUGGCUGGCUUGGGUGAGAGGGUCUUCUUGGUGCUGCGGGGUUGGCAGGGAGGGCGCCGGGGUCUCUGGCUGGUGUCUGUCAUGUUAUGUGUCUUCAGCGGCUGUGGCAGGUCGUGCUGGGCUCGUCAGUCGGGCUCUGGGUGUCCUCGUUUCGCUGUCUUGGCGGCUUGAGUAUGGCUAUUUCAGUCCGCGGGGAAAAUGCUCUGCAUCCAUCGCGCAUAUGUGUUUCUCUUUUUGCCCUCUGUUCUGCGUGCUGGGCGGGCAGGCCUCCCCCGCUGCUUGUGUCUCUUAUGUGUCUGCAUUAUAGAGGGAUGGCCCCACUGCCACUGCGACCAUGCGCGUGCGCUUGGCUUAUUUGCUUAUUUCGGACUGGGAUGAUUAUUCCGUUAUUACGAGUACGGGAAAACUUUAGAAGCUGAGCGUCUUCACGCGGUCAGCUUCGUGCGUGGAGGCUUUCGCUGUUUUGAGGAAUUGCCCAGAGCUAGGACGGACGGGGACGACGGAGGCUCUAGCAGUAUUGGCGAGGGCUGUUGCUGUGUGGACCCCCCGGGGGAAGUUCAGGCUCAACAAAGUACUUCAGCAGAGGCAGUUCAAACUUUAAAUCAAUUCGGACGAGGAUCUCAGCGCAACUAGCGGGAUACCUACCUCUGUGAGCAAAC
Messenger RNA from Amoebophrya sp. A25, 4015 nucleotides. Lineage: Eukaryota; Dinophyceae; Syndiniales; Amoebophryaceae. The record is from the annotation of a GenBank genome assembly.